Molecule: messenger RNA, 1185 nt
Organism: Talaromyces atroroseus
Lineage: Eukaryota; Fungi; Ascomycota; Eurotiomycetes; Eurotiales; Trichocomaceae
Exons: 1
Coding region: 1-1185 (394 amino acids)
Source: RefSeq, a predicted model, not a curated record
AUGCACUACAUCAAACGAAAAUUUUUAUCGGCUGCCCUUUUCGCAGCGUCCGUUCACGGGCACAUGAAAAUGGCCAGUCCUGUCCCCUACGGCAUCGACACCCUCAACAACUCUCCCCUGAAUGCUGAUGGUUCUGAUUUUCCAUGCAAGUUGCGCAGCGACACAUAUGCCUAUACCGCGGCGACCUUGCAGCAAAAUACUUUCCAUGUCGGCGAUUCCCCAUUGUUGAGUUUCAUUGGAAGUGCUACGCACGGUGGUGGCUCCUGUCAAGUCAGCUUAACCACUGAUCUAGAACCGUCGGUAAACUCAACAUGGAUGGUCAUUCAUUCUAUUGAAGGUGGAUGUCCCGCAAACGUCACUGGCAAUCUUGGUGGAGGUGCUGAUACUGUCGACCCAACAACCUUCCACUUCACAAUCCCAGACAUCGCCGAAGGAAGGUAUAGCCUGGCCUGGACCUGGUUUAAUCGAGUUGGAAAUCGCGAAAUGUACAUGAAUUGUGCUCCUGUGCUCAUCCUUCCGAAAUCAGGCAGUAGCAAAAAACGAGAGACGACGUUUAUUUCAAAACGUACUGAUUUCCCCGAGCUGUUUGUCGCCAACAUCAACGAAUGUAUGACUCCUGAAGGAGUUGAUAUUCGUUUUCCAAAUCCUGGUGACUCCGUAGAGUACGAUGGUACCCCUUCGAAUCUUCAACCCUCAGGCUCGGCUGCUUGUACUGGUGGUGCAGGCAUCACCGCUACAGGUAGUUAUCCGGCAGCCACCCCAACGCUCACUGGCACAGCCAUUGGAUCCUCUGGUGAUGCUUCAGGUGGCUCCUCUGGUAGUGCUCCUACUGCCAGCGAUGUUUCAUCGUUGUCCAUAAGCCCAACUUCUACCACUUAUACAGCGCCUACGGAGACGACUGUUGUACCAGAGACGCCAGCAACAACCGCUCCGAGCACUUCAUCUACUUCUCCCACAAGCGGUGGUCUCAGCGGGGCCUGCGCCACCGAGGGCGAGUGGAAUUGCAUUGAUGGGACAUACUUUCAGCGCUGCGCGAGUGGCAUGUGGUCAGCUGUUGGGUCUGUUGCAGCGGGAACCAAUUGCACCUCUGGGCUGUCGAACGAUCUGAGUAUUGUUGCAGAUAAGCGAGAGCACCCCGGCCACAUACAUAGGCGGCGUCAUUCGCUCUUCGGCCAUUCUCAAUAG